UGUUACUCAAUUUGAUAUAAAAUCGUGGAUAAGUUAAAUAAAAAGUUCAUCUGACUGAAUGAAUUAUAUGAAUUGUUCGGAAUUUAAUUUUCAGCUGCACUUAUACAAAUAAUUAAAGGUUUGGCAACACUUUAUUUUUUUAAGUGAUAGAAGGACAGAAGACAGCUUGCCAAUGAUUUUGGCGCGCAUUUAAAAUAAAUGUUCAACAAUGCAAAAAAGUAUAACAUCCUUUUUUAGCAGAGUUUCUGCAAAAAACGAUAAAACCGAAAAUGAUAAUGGGUAUGUUCAUUUUGUCUUAAAACUCAAAGAUGUCCAUUUUUCGGUGUUUACCUUACAAAUGUUUAAUUAAUAGCCUUAAUAAUAAGAAUAUCUUACUUAUAUCCAUUUGCGAAAAGCACUGUAAAAAAAGUAAUCAGUUAAAGAAUGUUAUUAACAUAAAACCUGGCCGAAAACUUGGAAGAGAAAACCAAAAGAUUGUACAAGAUACAUCAAUCAUUCACCUGAUACCAACUACAGACGAAAAGCUUAAAACUAUUGCAGAUCCUUCUACAGAUGUAAGAGAUAGAUCUCCUGUUAACAAUAAAGAAGAAAUCAAUGAAAGUACUUCUCCAAAUUUGGUUAGAGUUAAAAAGAAGGCUAAAAGAUCAAGGGUGUUAAGUAGUGAUGAAUCAUCUGAUCAAGAAGAACAAGACUUAAAACUAAAUGAAAAAGAAACUACCAGGCAAUCUUUGACAAAGAAGCAGAAAAUACAAGAGGAUUCCUCUAAAUCGGAAAAACUAGUUGAUAAAAAAGAAUCUCCUAAAAGGAAAACAAAACUAGAAACAUCACCAACCAAAGAAAAAUCCCCCAAAGCAGAUUUAGAGAAAAAGAAAAAUGGACAAGAUAAACCUAAAGUAGAAGCUGGCCAACUUGAUUUUGGCCUUGUAAGAUCUGAUGUCUCAAAGAACAAUGAGAAAGGAGAAAAGACAAUUUAUAAACCUGCUGUAUCUAAAUAUCAUCCAAUUGAGGAUGCUACAUGGAGUUAUAAAGAAAAAGUUCCAUAUAGUGCUUUGUCAAGAACAUUUGAAGAAAUUGAAGAUAUAUCAGCCAGAUUAAAGAUUAUAGAAAUUCUCAGCAAUUAUUUUAGAUCUGUUAUUGUUUUGUCUCAAGAGGAUUUGCUUCCAAGUGUUUAUUUGUGUUUAAAUAAAUUAGCACCUGCUUAUGAAGGUAUAGAACUUGGUAUAGCAGAAACAAGCUUAAUGAAAGCAAUAGCUCAGUCUACAGGAAGGACACUUGCUCAGGUCAAAAGUGACUCUAAAGAAACAGGAGAUUUAGGCCUGGUUGCUGAGAAGUCAAAAUCAAAUCAAAAAAUGCUUUUUAAACCAGCAAGAUUGACGGUAAAGAGCGUUUUCGAUAAACUCAAAGAAAUAGCCAAAAUGACAGGUAGUACAUCCCAGUCUAAGAAAGUAGAAAAAAUUCAAACUAUGUUUGUUGCUUGUCAAGACGCCGAGGCCAGAUAUUUAAUAAGAUCCCUAGCUGGUAAGCUUAGAAUAGGUCUUGCAGAACAAUCUGUGCUGCAAGCUUUAGCUUUGGCUUGUGCUAUGACUCCAACAGGUCAAGAUUACCCAGCGAAGAUUUUGAACAGAGCUAAAGAAAUGGGCGCAGACUCUUUUAAAACAGAAUAUGAUCGUUUUAGCCUUAUUUUAAAAACAGCCUAUUGCGAGUGCCCUAGUUAUGAUAAGAUAAUUCCAGUAUUAUUAAGUACAGGCAUAGAAAGUCUACCGCAGCAUUGUAAACUAACCCCUGGCAUACCCUUGAAACCCAUGUUGGCGCAUCCAACUAAAGGCAUUCAAGAAGUUUUACAAAGAUUCGAUGGGUUGAAAUUUACUUGUGAGUGGAAGUACGAUGGAGAAAGAGCACAGAUUCAUAUUGAUGAUAAAAAAGUCAGUAUUUUUAGCAGAAACCAAGAGAAUAAUACAUCAAAGUAUCCAGAUAUCAUAAAUAGAUUAGAAAAUUGCAAAACUGAUGAUAUAAAGACUUGUAUAAUUGAUAGUGAAGUCGUGGCUUGGGAUAGAGAACAAAAACAAAUUUUGCCGUUUCAAGUUCUUAGUACAAGAAAAAGGAAGGAUGCAAAUGAGAAGGAUAUAAAAGUACAAGUGUGUGUUUUCAUGUUCGACUUGUUAUAUUUCAAUGGCGAAUCUUUAGUUAGGGAACCCUUUAAAAAACGCAGAGAACUUUUACAAAAACACUUUAAAGAGGUAGAAGGCGAAUGGAUAUUUGCAAAACAUCUUGACACCAGCAAAAUGGAAGAAGUUCAAGAAUUUUUAGAUGACAGCAUAAAAGGUAAUUGUGAGGGUUUAAUGGUGAAAACUCUCGAAAAAGAUGCCACUUAUGAAAUAGCGAAAAGAUCUCGUAACUGGCUAAAAUUAAAAAAAGAUUAUUUAGAUGGUGUCGGCGAUACUAUAGAUGUAGUCGUUAUUGGUGGUUAUAUAGGGAAAGGCAAACGUACAGGACAUUAUGGAGGGUUUCUAUUGGCUUGUUAUGAUAAGGAGAGUGAAGAAUUUCAAAGCAUUUGCAAGAUUGGAACAGGAUUUAGUGACGAAAACCUGUCAACUCACUCAGAAUUCUUGAAAAGUCAUAUAAUUUCCCAACCAAAAUCUUAUUAUAGAUUUGACAGUUCUUUGGAGCCGGAUCAUUGGUUUGAUGCUGUACAAGUGUGGGAAAUUAAAUGUGCCGAUUUGUCUGUGUCUCCCGUCCAUAAAGCAGCAAUAGGCAUUGUGGAUCCUGAAAAAGGCAUUUCACUUCGUUUUCCGAGAUUUUUGAGAAUAAGAGAGGACAAGACUGUUGAAGAAGCUACUAGUUCACAACAAAUUGCUCGCAUGUAUUCCAGUCAGGAGCAAGUUAAAAAUCAGCAACAGACAACGAAGUUUGAAGAUGAUGAUUUUUAUUAAAUAUUUUAGAAACAUUGGUCAAAUAUUUAUGUAUGUAAUUUGGUUGAUAUGGGCUGAGAAUUUAUGAAUUUUUAUGUAUUUAUUAUCAGUUUGUAUUAUUUAAUAGAUCACUUUUAUUAUAUAUUUUUUUAAAUGUAGGUUUUACUAGGUUAUACAGAGUAUUUGAACACCUUUAGGAGUUUAAGAUGUUGGACCGAUUUUUUUAAAAUUUUGGUGUGUUUAUACAAAGUGUUUCAAAAAAACAUGGCAUACAUUAUAUGACUGAAGGAACUCUGAAACAUAAAAAUGUCUCUAUUUUAAAAAAGAUUUUUUUUAUUUAAAAGGCUUCUUCCACAACGGGACAUUUUCCAUAGCUUUGAAAUUAGUAUAAAUUUUUUACUAAACUUGGGACAGUUUAAUUGUUUUAAGACAUAAAAUGCAAAAAAAUUAACUCACUAUUGCCAGAGGUGUAUCGCAGCAGUAGGGGACCUCUUAACUCCCCUUAUUUUGUAAAAUUUUUGGUUGCGUUUUUGAAUUUGGCUAAGCUAUUCGUACAUAAUGUAUUAUUAUUUCACUUCUCUAAAGUGGAUAUUUUUCGAUAUAUUUGUACAUAAAAACUAGUUUGCAAUAAUACAAAUUGAGAUGUAAAAAUACGGAAAACUACUUUGUAGGUCCGCGGCGAUGGGACGAAAGAUGAGAAGUAAGAGAAGGGAUAAAGAGAAGAAUUUUACAUAGAUACAACUUUUUUUAUCAAUUAAUAAAUGUGUAAGACGCUGUGCGCUUAUAAUAAACAACGUAAAUAUCCAUGCCGGUGUAAGCUCUGUUGCCACUUCCAAUCUAACAUGACUAGGUUUUGGAACUCAUUGAAAAUUAUUACAGCUAAUUUAGUUAAAUUUGAUAUAACUAGUGAUUCAA
Messenger RNA from Psylliodes chrysocephalus, 3824 nucleotides. The record is from the annotation of a GenBank genome assembly. NCBI's taxonomy places the organism in Eukaryota, Metazoa, Arthropoda, Insecta, Coleoptera, Chrysomelidae.